GACCCGGUUUGGCAUUUCACCGGUCAAAUCAAAUGUUUAUGUUUGACUUUAACCUGACAGAAUUCCAUCAUUGCGGUUUACCCCUUAAUGUUUUUUGUUCCAUGCAAUUGAAUCCUUAAAAUUGCAAAAAGUUGUAGUUUAGUACCUACACAGGUUUUAGACCCUUCUGAAUUCAUUUGUGGGCUCGGGAUUUUCACAUUCAAGUCAAGUUUUGCGACAUUAGACUGUUCUGCAAACCAGAUUGAUCAAACAGAGCUCAAGAGUUGGAGGCAUGAAACAGGUAGGGAUGAAUGGGGAUCACGAUUGGCGAGCACACACACAGAAAGUAAAAAAAACAGUGAUUUGUGUUGCUACUGGCGUUGCAGUUGAGAGGCAUGUUGGGUUUUUGCUCUAUGUGAUAAUGCAUUUGCAAAAAAAAUAAAGAGAGAUAAAAGCAAUUAUAUAAUUUCAUGUGUGCAUGGGCCAUUAUUUAUUGAAUGCAAUGAAUGGCUCUGUGGCUUUUCCUUGAGCAGUGGAAAGGCUUUGGUUUCGGGUUUUUUUCCCUAUAAAAUACAGGUUCCCUCAAAAUUUGGAGAGAGAGGAUUCAACUCGGACCAGACCUCAUUUAGUUUGUUUCUCAAGAAAAAAGCAUAUCAAGAGAGAGAAUUCGCAGGUCAUAGUAAUCGAUGGCAGGUGAUCCAGAAGGUGAGAUCAAGGAUGAGAAGAGCCCUCGCCCACUCGACGAGGACGACAUCGCUCUUCUCAAAACUUAUGUACUGUCUUUCUCUCUCUUAAACCCUUGCCAAAUCGACGAGGACGACAUCGCUCUUCUCAAAACUUAUGUACUGCCUUUCUCCCUCUUAAACCCUCGCUCACUCGACAAGGACAUCGCUCUUCUCAAAACCUAUGGUUUGGGACCUUAUUCUACCAGCAUCAAGAAAGUGGAGAAGGAAAUCAAGGAAAUGGCCAAAAAGGUCAAUGAUUUGUGCGGUAUCAAGGAGUCUGACACUGGCUUAGCUGCACCCAGCCAAUGGGAUCUUGUAUCUGAUAAGCACAUGAUGCAGGAGGAGCAACCCCUGCAAGUGGCAAGGUGCACGAAGAUCAUCAACCCAAACACUGAAGAUGCAAAGUACAUUACAAAUGUUAAGCAAAUUGCAAAGUUUGUUGUUGAGCUUGGGGACAAAGUUUCCCUGACUGAUAUUGAAGAAGGCAUGAGUGUCGGCAUGACGUCCCUAAAGUAUCUUGAUUUUUGAAGGUAGGAGGCCGCUAUUUCAAUGAAAAGUCAUUUUUGGACAGCCACUUUGUACAUAUAUAUUCAAUGAAGACAGGUUACUCUCAUGUCCUAUCCUCCUAUAUCCCCGUUGAUUGGGGAUAUUGGUUACUCUUAUUAUUGUUAUUGUUGUCUCUUGGAACCGGACAUAUGAAAAUUCAAGUCUGUUGAAGUCCUCAACAUAAUCUCUUGGACUUCAUAUGUAAGAUUACCAAAGUUUGAAAUAUAGGAGUAUUUGUUUGGAUAAUCACUUACUCUCAUCUGUUUGUUUGGAUAUCCACAGAAGGUUUGAACUCGCGUUUGGAAGAC
Messenger RNA from Rhododendron vialii, 1558 nucleotides. Its product is annotated as 26S proteasome regulatory subunit 7A-like. The coding region runs from base 666 to 1232 and encodes 188 amino acids. The transcript is spliced from 6 exons. Lineage: Eukaryota; Viridiplantae; Streptophyta; Magnoliopsida; Ericales; Ericaceae. The record is from RefSeq and is a predicted model, not a curated record.